AUGGAGUAUAUGAGCAGGCUCUUGAACAAGCUGCAAGAGAAUCCCAAUUUCAAGCAUCAUGCCAAAUGUAAGAAGCUCAACCUUACUCACCUCACUUUUGCUAAUGACAUCCUCCUCUUUUCCAGAGGGGAUGCGGGAUCUGUUGAAUUGCUGAUGGGUACUCUGCAGGAUUUUUCUGGCUCUACUGGCCUGGUUAUAAACCCAGCUAAAUGUUUUGUUUACAUGGGUGAUGUGGAUGAAGACACCAGGGAUCAAAUCAUGAACAUUACAGGCUUUAAUGUUGGCCAGCUACCCUUUAGGUACCUUGGUGUACCUUUGUCUAGUAAGAAACUCUCUCUUAACUACUACCUGCCACUUAUUGACAAAAUUCUGAGUAAAGUCCAUCAUUGGAGCACCAAGCUUUUAAGCUAUGCGGGGAGGGUCCAGCUUGUUAACGCUGUGAGCUUUGCUGUCGCCAAUUACUUGCUCCAAUGCUUCCCAAUACCUAAGGGUGUGCUUAAGAAAAUCAAUUGCAUUUGCAGGGUGUUUGUUUGGACUGGAGGGAGUGCCUUGAGUAGAAAGAGUCCAAUUGCCUGA
Vicia villosa (hairy vetch) is the source of this 576-nucleotide messenger RNA. RefSeq lists its product as uncharacterized. The transcript has a single exon. The record is from RefSeq and is a predicted model, not a curated record. The coding region runs from base 1 to 576 and encodes 191 amino acids. NCBI's taxonomy places the organism in Eukaryota, Viridiplantae, Streptophyta, Magnoliopsida, Fabales, Fabaceae.